Molecule: messenger RNA, 1584 nt
Organism: Colletotrichum spaethianum
Lineage: Eukaryota; Fungi; Ascomycota; Sordariomycetes; Glomerellales; Glomerellaceae
Product: beta-1,2-xylosyltransferase 1
Exons: 1
Coding region: 1-1584 (527 amino acids)
Source: RefSeq, a predicted model, not a curated record
AUGGCCAACGCGAGAUCUGCAGCCCAGACUUUUGCCAGCCAAAGUUACACGCACCCCGUUGAGUUUCUUAGUCGUGUCGCAAACGCAAGCUUUGACAACAUGCUGAAAUCCCAGUCGAAGAACUACACAGCAGCCCAUAAAGAAUACCAACGACGGUACGGGCUUGAGCCACCUCCAGGGUUCGAAGCGUGGUACGAGUUCGCAACGGCCAACCAAUCCCCCGUAAUCGAUGACUUCGACUCGAUCUUCAACACUCUAUCACCGUUCCUGGACGUAAGUGGAGAGGAGGUUGUUGAAACGAUUCAGGAUGCAUACCAUGCACCAGGCAGCGACCUCUGGCUCUGCUCGUUCUCAGGGGCACAAGCUGAGACCCGCUGCGAGCACGCCUAUCGCACGUUCGAUCGACACAUUGCAUCUUCAUUCAACAGUAGGCUGGGAGACCUGUAUGGAGUCUCAAUCCCCGACAUUAAAUUCCUCGUAAACCAUCUUGAUGAACCACGGGUUUUGGUGCCGUCUCCAUCGACAAGGAGUGCCCGAGGAGGACACAUCUUUGGCAGCGAACGAUUUCGUUUGAAAAACUUGUCAGGACGACCUGUCGAGGACGAGGUCAUGAAGUACUGCGAGUCGCAAAGAUAUGUGUUUCCACAAUACGGAAACGGCACGGCCUCAGCUGGCAACGUCCGAGUCGAAACAUGCGGCCUUCCUUUUGUUGCAGACUCAACAUCAGCAGCGCGUCUGUGUCAGUACCCCAGUCAAAGUGCUUUACACGGCCUCAUUGCGCGCCCACAAUCCUUUCGGCUCAUUGAGGGACUGGUGCCAGUGCUCUCAACGGGGUCUCUUGCGACAAUGGGCGAUAUCCUGUUUCCAAGUCCAGCAUACAUGGAGGACGAGUUUACAUACGAUGAACAUAACGACUUUGAGUGGUCUAAGAAGCGUAACAACGUCUAUUGGGCGGGUUCCAGCACUGGCGGUCUCGCCUCUGACGAAGGUUGGCGGAACUAUCAACGUCAGAGAUUCGUGGCGCUUGCACAGAACUUGCAGAAACCUGAGAAACAGGAGCACGUCUAUCUACGACAGAUCGAUGGCGUCGUUGAGCGCGUAACGUCGUCUUUCUUGAACAGCAGACUAUACGACGUUGCCUUUACGCGCAUUUUCCAGUGCGGGAGAGCGCAAUGCAGAGACCAGAAAUCAUACUUCAACCUUAGGUCAUGGGCCAAUAAGGACGAAGCACUUCGUUCGCGGCUCGUCUUUGAUGUUGACGGAAACGGCAUCAGCGGUCGAUACUACAAGCUCUUGGCUUCAAAGUCGACGCCCCUGAAACAUACCCUGCUCCGAGAGUGGCAUGACGAUAGACUUGUUCCAUGGGUGCAUUAUGUGCCUGUCAGUCUCGGCAUGGAGGAGCUCCCUGAGCUGGUCACUUACCUCACCAUGACUGAAGCCGGCCAGCGUAGAGCUCAGGAGAUUGCGGGUCAAGGGAGGGAUUGGUAUUCUGAAGCCUUUCGAGAAGUCGACUUGACGAUCUAUAUAUACAGACUUCUGCUAGAAAUGGCGAGGUUGCAGGAUCCCAAACGAAAAGUAAGCUGA